Melitaea cinxia (Glanville fritillary) is the source of this 2094-nucleotide messenger RNA. RefSeq names its product zinc transporter ZIP1-like. Lineage: Eukaryota; Metazoa; Arthropoda; Insecta; Lepidoptera; Nymphalidae. The record is from RefSeq and is a predicted model, not a curated record. Gene Ontology annotation, cellular component: plasma membrane. Gene Ontology annotation, molecular function: zinc ion transmembrane transporter activity. The annotation marks the transcript as partial. The transcript has 6 exons. Gene Ontology annotation, biological process: zinc ion transmembrane transport.
AAAACUAUUGUACAAAAUAUUUUAAACAACGAAGGAGUGGUCAUCGCCAAAGGGGUUUCUAUGGCAGUUUUGUUUUGCGCCUCCAUGAUAUGUGGUAUUGUACCAUUAUUUUUGGCGAAGAAGUUCAGGUGGAUAUCACCUGAUGAAGCGGGGAACUUGAAGUCCAAAAAUAGAAUCGUGAUGACUUUGCUCUCAUUUGGUGGAGGUGUUCUGUUGUCUACCACCUUCCUGCAUUUACUUCCCGAAGUAAACCACAAUAUUGAACAUUUGCAAGAGUCAAAUCAGCUACAAGAAUUCGAUUUUUCACUAUCUGCCUUGUUGAUGUGCUGCGGCUUUUUCAUUAUGUACCUGGUCGAGGAAUUGGUCCAUAUCUACAUCCACAGACGUGAGAAGAAGAACGGCAAAGCCGCCCCUCUUGUGAGGAACUUAAGUGUCCGCAGGAGUCGAGCCAGCAGCGAAAGUAAAGAGGCCAAAGUGAACCACAAUCACCACACACACAGUCACCAAAGUCAUGGACACAGCCACUUGCCGAUACACGCAGCUGACGAUGUGACCUCGGCUUUACGCGGCUUGCUCAUUGUAUUGGCUCUUUCUAUACAUGAACUAUUUGAAGGUCUCGCUGUUGGUUUGGAAUCUAGCACUUCACACGUUUGGUAUAUGUUAGGAGCUGUAUCUGCUCACAAGUUAGUCAUCGCAUUUUGUAUUGGUGUGGAAUUGAUAUCAAACCGAACAAAGACUUGGCUUUCUGUGGUGUACAUAACAACAUUCGCUAUUGUCUCUCCCCUGGGUAUCGGCAUUGGUCUGAUUCUCGUCGGUGGCGAGGGAGCGACGGCGGCUGGUGUAUACUCUGUAGUCCUCCAGGGCUUGGCAUCUGGUACCUUGCUGUAUGUCAUAUUCUUCGAAAUCUGGAAGAGCGACAGGACAGGAAUUUUACAAUAUAUCGCAGCGCUGUUUGGUUUCGGCCUUAUGUUCGGACUACAGCUGCUUACGGGACAUUCACACAGUCACUCCCAUGGUGGUGGUGGUCACGACCACGACCACGACCACGAUCACGGCCACAGUCACGACCAUUAAACAAACGUUGCAGAUAACAUAAUUAAUUUAAUUUUAAUUAGGUUCCAAUUAAGUGUAGUAUUAUUAUACGAGUAAUAUAGAUUUAUAUCAUAAACAGUUUUGUAAAGACAAAACGAGAUAUUUCAAAUAAAUAGUAAAGUGAAAAAACAUUUUGUGAAAGAAAACUUCUUAUCAGUUUUAUGUCGUAGCUUUUUUGGUCUAAUAUUCAUUUAUAUGUAUAAACCAGACCAUCUUUAAAAAUAUUUACGUUUUUGAUGUGAAUCAAGAAAUUAUUAUUUAGGUAAUGUUUUGGAAAACUAGUUUGGAAGUAAAAUUAGUUUUAUUAUUAUUUUCAUAAGAUUUUAACAAAACGACGUACUUACCUAUAUAAGUGUAAAAAAUAUUUUCGCUGUCAGAAGUAUUAUUCCAAAAAAGAAAACGUUUGAAAUUAACAAAUGUAACUCUAGUCAGCGUGAUUUAGUUUGUAAUGCAACUAUGUACUUAUAAGCUCGGCGUUAAUUCUAAAACUCGUAAAAUGUACCGUCUUUAACUCUUUCAGACUAAACUUAUUUCUACAAGACCAAUCGUGUCGUUUAUUUAUUACUAAUCAAACUUACAUAAAUAUCCCAAAUGAAAAAUUUUUGUUGUAAAAAACUAUUUAUAAAAUAUGAGAUUAAAUCAAAAUAAACUAAGUUGACAAAUCGAUGGGUAUUCUUAAAUCUUUUACUUCGAAAAAAUUAAACCCUGGCUACUUAUGUCAAUAAAUGAUAUUAAAUACCAUUGUGUAUCAUGUACCAAUAUAAUAGCAAUAUAAUAAGGAGAAAAAGUUUCAAUUUUUAACGCAUAAUGCUUGUGUAACUUUAUGAUUUAUCAAACGUUUCUGUGAUAUAAGAGCUAAGCAGACGAAGAAAUAGAAUACCUUCUAUGUAGUUAUAAAUAAGGUCUUAACAAUUUAAUAUUAUGUACAAAGACAGAUUUCGAUGGAAGUACAUAGCGUGUAAAUAUAUUAUGUAAUUUGUGUAAAUAUAAUUGUUACAUAAA